AUCUUGCUUGCUGCAUUGUUAGGUCUGGCAGGCUGGCUGAUGAUUUGAUAAGGAUCAGCGUCUCUAAAAGCUACAGUUAGCUAACAAGCUGAAGAGGCGUUAACUGCUUUAAGUGGCUUUACACCAGGCAGGGUUCCCACAUAAAGGGGUAGAAAAUCACACUAACGACCUAAGACCUCGAUAACCGAGAGAAUGUCGCAGCUUACGCGUCGAAAUGAGAAGAGGUUCUUCCUGUGUCGACAAAUGUGCUUCUCCGGCAAAUAAUACUGUUUUAUAUACCCGAAAUGCGCAAGAACGUAAACGGACUACCGACAAGCUUAAUAUCAACAACGUGAUUUUCAGUCUGACUGACUGAAACAAGCAGAUUAUUUUUUCAGGCUGUAUUUCUCGUUCUGCAUGUGAUUUCUAGGAACAGACAACCCUUCUUUGAGUGACUUUGAUGCAUGUAGUUAAGUAGACUGGUGCCACUGCUAUAGUUUCCUGGCAGCCUCUUAAUGUUUUCCCCUCCUGCUGUGACCGAGCUCCUGGGAGCGUCGUUAUUGAUCGCGGAAGUUUUGCGGACUUGAUCAGACUCGAGUUUGGCGAAACCCUAAACUCCGUGACGGGGAGGGUAAUCAGAGAAGCUGAAUACCGUUUGGCAAUGCUGCAAGAAGGAAGGUCCGCACAGUGCGAGUUUGUCCGCCGAUUCGCCGACUUUAGAAGUAAAAAGCAUUAAAAAAUACAUGCCGUGUCUGAGGACGGGCUUUGAUAUUGUCUUGUAAAACGAGAGUCUGAGACAUGCUGUCGUACCCCAGCCACCCUUCUAUGGGGGUCUUGCACAGAAUGGGAUACCUGAAGAUCACCCAAUAAACAAUGAUAAAUGUGCGUCGCCAGGCCCGUGCUCUGUAUCUUUGUAGUAACAUUACUCAUUGGGGGCAUAACCUACAGCAGAUGCAAGUGUAACUACUCAGAGAUACUCAGCGCCUACAAAGCGCUGAUUCUCAUUGAGCUGCAGAACCUGAAUCUGACCAGCAUUUACACUACAUCCAAAGAAAAGGACCGAUGUCCUUCAGCAAAGGUGCAGCACAUCUUACGGUCGAUCUACGGCAUGACGCAGCUGUUCAAGUGCCAAAGUAAACGAAGGGAAAAGCAGGAAGUCGGGAAGGUGGUGGAGAAAAUGGAGCAGUUAUUAAGAGAGAACUGCAAACAGGCUGAUCUGGUGAAAAGAUCAAAGCGUGAAAUUUGCAGGAUGGGCCCGAAGAGGAAAAAGAAGAAGAAGAAGAAGAAGAAGAUCAUUGAGAGUUUGGUCCUCUGCUGGCAGAAGCUGCAGGCUGUGUAUGUGCCAAAGCCAAAGAGGAGAGCAUGAAGGACCAGCCAUCUGAAUGCUCCAGAUGCUCUCCUUCUCCAGUUCUUUAGCUAAGAAGAGGGUCACCUAACUAACAUCUAUAAAUAAAUGUACUAUUUUCUAUAUAUCCAGUGCAUUUGAUUGUCAUAGCAACCGUAGAGGAAUUGUUUGAAUGUACACACAAUAUAUGAAUGUAUGUGAACAUUAAUGUUGUACAGAUCACUCUAAGCAAAUAAUUCAAUAAGUAUAUUUAAUGUGUGUAACAGUUGGGUAAAUAUCUUGUAUUGAACUAAAACAAACAUGUGAGAUUUGUUCUAGUGGAAACACAUUAUAUUCAGUCUAUUAACCAGUAUAUAACAUAAUAUAUAAUAUGAAGAUUAAUAAUAUAUAAAGUGAGUUUAAAAUAUCGGGUAGAGUUGAUGUGUAUUAAAACAAUACUGUGUAGUGCAUAUUUUUGUUACAAACAUUGAGAGUACAUGUUUAAAGUGGCAUCCUGUUGAUGUAAGCAAAUAUAUUUUAAAAGCUAUAUAAACAAUUAACAUCUAAGGAGAAUGUGCUUUAUUAAUCAUGCGAUUAAACUAAAAUAAGAAAUUUGAAGAUAAUAUUGAACCUAGGAAAGGAAGCCGUAUUGCAGACUGCUCGGAACCAAUCUACGCUGGGUGUUGUCUGCCUCUUAUAGGGGACAAAAAUUAAAGACGGACCUAUAAACAGAAACGCGUAGUUAAGGGUGUGUUACAACGAAGCAAAGUCAUGGCAGAGGGGGACAUGGACCCGGAGUUAGCAAGACGGUUGUUUGAGGAAGGAGCCACGCUGGUGCUGCUGGGGGUACCCGAAGGCACCGAGCUGGGCAUCGACUACAAGAGCUGGCAGGUCGGCCCGCGUUUCCGAGGGGUCAAGAUGAUCCCUCCCGGGCUCCACUUCCUGCACUACAGCUCGGUUUGGAAGGAUGGAGAGACAGGCCCUCGCAUGGGGCUCUUCCUGUCACUGCAGCCUCGUCAGGUCCUGCUGGCCCACUGGGACGCCAAGGAGGAGGACCUUAAGUUUUCCGACGACGAGGAGGAGAUGGGGCGUGUUGCGGCCGGCCUGCGGGACCUGGACCCCUUCCUGGGGCCAUACCCGUACGAGAUCAUGCGCAAGUGGGUCUCCCUGACCGACCGGCUGACCUUCGAGGUGGCCAGCGGCCUGCAGCCCCUCAGCGGCAGAGUCUGCUCCUUCAGUGACGUGGUGCCGGAGCUGCGGCUCCCGCUCACCAAGGACCGGGAGGAGCAUAACCUGCCCCGCAACGACACCGAGUGCCAGAGCAUGCAGGAGGGCCUGGACCGGCUCCCCCGGAUGAAGCAACAGGCCGGCACAGAGCUGCGUUUCUCCCACAUCCCCAAGCAGACGUACCCGCCGGGGGCCACGCCGGCACAGAUUACGCAGUUUAGCAUGGACUGCAGCUACGCGCUAGAGCGCCUACUAGAGGCCAACUACAAAGAUAACCCCCUGCAUGUCCUGGGCGAGCUGCAGUUCGCCUUUGUCUGCUUCAUCAUCGGUAACGCCUAUGAGGCCUUUGAGCACUGGAAGCGGCUGGUGGCUCUUCUGUGUCGCUCGGAGGAGGCAGUGCGGGCUCGCAGCCCCCUGUACCUGGGCCUCAUCGCCGUGCUGUACCGCCAGCUGGCCGAGAUCCCGCCCGACUUCUUCGUGGACAUCGUGUCGCAGCAGAACUUCCUGACCAGCACACUGCAGGACUUCUUCCAGUUCACCAGCGGCCCCGAGGUGGACGCCGUGCUCCGGAAGCGGGCGGAGGGCUUCAAGGCCCACCUGACCAAAAAGUUCCGGUGGGAUUUCGAUGUGGACCUUGAGGACUGCGCCCCGGUGGUGGUGGAGCUGCCUGAAGGGGUCGUCUUGGACUGAGUCCAGCCGUCCGUCGGCAGCGGCCGUGACAGGAACAGGAGGCCUAGGAGCAUCCCACAUUCCAGAGUAGCACUGGCGAGGGUGGAGGGUGCGGCACGCCUGCAGUGCGCGGUCCAUGCAGCCUGAUAGGAAUUCCCCUCUGACUUUGCUUCCUUACUGGAAACUUCUGGGUCUUUUCCAGGGAACUCCAACAGACCGUGACGCAUUUUCACCCACAGGGUCAUGCAACCGCCAUGUUCAACAAUGUGCAACAGUUAGACGCUUUUACAGCACUUAUGGUAUUUCUGAUAAGCAACCAGAAAGCAAAGACUCAUGCAGUGAGCAUGUGCAGGCCUCACUGGCUCUGCAAUCAGAUUGUAUAAGUUUUAAUACUUAAAAGUAACACUGAAUUCAUAUAUCUCUGCUCCUUAACUUCUGAUCAGACUUUGAAUAAAAUAUUUGGUAAGUUA
Molecule: messenger RNA, 3669 nt
Organism: Brienomyrus brachyistius
Lineage: Eukaryota; Metazoa; Chordata; Actinopteri; Osteoglossiformes; Mormyridae
Gene: aar2
Product: AAR2 splicing factor
Exons: 8
Coding region: 2075-3220 (381 amino acids)
Biological process (GO): spliceosomal tri-snRNP complex assembly
Source: RefSeq, a predicted model, not a curated record